Molecule: messenger RNA, 150 nt
Organism: Babjeviella inositovora NRRL Y-12698
Lineage: Eukaryota; Fungi; Ascomycota; Pichiomycetes; Serinales
Product: Zn(II)2Cys6 transcription factor domain-containing protein
Exons: 1
Biological process (GO): regulation of DNA-templated transcription
Molecular function (GO): DNA-binding transcription factor activity, RNA polymerase II-specific; zinc ion binding
Source: RefSeq, a predicted model, not a curated record
UGUGACAGCUGCCGGAAGCGCAAGCUUAAAUGCUCCAAGGAGUUGCCCAAGUGCUUCAAAUGCAUCCAGCACAACUGGUGUUGUUCAUACUCCCCUAGGGUUGUGCGCUCUCCCUUGACCAGGGCAUAUUUGACCAGUGUGGAAAAGAAG